UCCUGUGUCAAGUUUCUUCACGCCUAUUGCGAAAAGAUGUGAAAAGCUUGCCAUUGCAUUAAUUUUAAGAUCUGGGCAUCAGUGAAAUACAAACUAAAAGGAAGAAAAUGCAUUUUCGUGAAUAUCAGUUCCUGUAAUCCCGAUCGUGCAUGAACUUAGGUUUCGGUGAAAAUGGAAACGUGUCAAAUAAUGGAGUACGUUUGAUUGAACCAGGGCCAUUGGAUUGAUGAAAAAUUGAUGGUGGAAAAAUCUUUCAUCCCAGGCAGGCGAGAGUGAAGAUGCGUGUAUUCAGAUUAAAAUUGGUACGGAAAUGUGACAGGGUGGGCAAUGAUAGUGAUUAAGGUGAAGAUCAAAAAGUGUGGUAGUUGCGCAUAGUUGCGAUUGUUGGAAGAGAAGCUUCUAAAGUUACGGCAGAUCGACGGUUGCAAGAAAUAGUUGGUAUAGGAACUGUCGCCGCAAAAUGGGAAACUAUUGCAGUUCGGGUCAAACCAAGAAGGAUAAGGAUAAUUCCUCGGAGAAGUCAGAAGAAUCGCCCUCAUAUCAGCUGGCCGAAAAGGGUAAACCCAAAUCCAACGAUGCAAAAGAAGCUCCUCUGGCAGCACCGGAAGUUACCUCCGACGGUUCCGGCACAGGGCCCGUUUCGAACAACUCAACUGCCAGCGCUGCGAUUGGAUCCGCUCCAGUAGCGGCUGGUGGCCCAACCGAAGCAAGCAGGGCGCAAUUGAAGUCACUGCAGAAUGUUCAAUCGGUGACACUCUCUGAUUCAACAUCUAACAGUCCCAUGGCUGCUACACCACCAUGCGAUAUCCUGUCGGUUCAGCAAAAUCUUCCCCAGAACCUGACACCGUUGUACGGGAAACCAGCUGCUAGUCGCCGUACGGAUAAAUAUAAGAAGAUUGUUCUCUACAUUCUGGCGGCCGAUGAUGGGUAUCAAACGGAGAAAACUGUGCUGCGGGAAGUCUUCAAGGGUUUGAAUCAGAAGUGCCAAAGUCGUGGUUUUGAGUUGCAUGUUUCCGAUCUGCACGUACUGCAAGCCAGGGGCAACAGUUUCAACGUGACAAACUGGCUCAGCGGUCCGCUGGAGGCUCAAGGGGGGCACGAUCUGGCGGCAAACUGCUUGGCGGAAAUCGCUCGCCAAUCGUGCGAUUCCUAUUUGAUUCCGAUUUUGUUUCUGAGUUCCACUUUGGGCGACCCGUUGCUGCCGCUGACUAUCGAAAAUCAAGACUUUACUACGGUGCUACAGACGGCCGAGUUGAGCGCACCGGACCGCGCUAUUCUGGAGAAGUGGUAUACAUUGGACGACAAGUCACAGCCAGCGUGCUACCGUUUGAAUGCCAAAAAUAACUCGAAUCUAACGGCAGAAGAAUCGGAGAAGGAGCUCUCUACGUUGCUGAAAAUUUUAAUAGACGUCUUCUCCAAAGAGCUGCGAGAUUCCUAUCUGACUACGGUUGUUGAGCAGGAAAUCAACAACACCGUUCUCAUCAAUCAGGAACUCUCUAAGCGAUGUCUUUGGAUUCAAAAUUCCAUCCCACCGUUGAAAGUCACGGAAAAUUCCUCAUCCGUAGAAGCAGAAAUGGUUCGCAGAUUGACCAACACACAAAAUGAUUUGAAGAAUCACCUCAGCGAAAAACACAUCAUUCGCAUUUCGGCAAACAUAGCGCAGCAGCAGGACCAGUUCGCCACAAUGCUGGAAAACUGCCUGUCUACGGAGAUUGGUCUCAUCGCCGAUGAGCAUAUGAGUAAAUAUUCGAUUCCCAUGUGCACGUACGGAGUCGACCGUCGGUUGUUGAGUGAGAUCGAGGAGGUAAAUCGCCACUCACGUGUUCUGAACGAAAAUUGCGCCAAUUUCUCCAUAACGGACCGAGUGAAGGAAUAUCUCACCAGCAACCGUCGGAAACCGCUGGUGGUGUUCGGGAAAACCGGUGCCGGGAAAAGUGUUCUUGUGGCGAAAAUCUCUCAGAAUAUUCACACGUGGCUGCCGGAGUCUCAUCUAGUUUUGAGAUAUACCAAUCUAACUGCCAUGAGUUCCGAUGUCACCUCGUUGUUGGGAUCGAUCACUGAACAGAUUUCGGUACUGGUGAAUAGUGUACCAACUCGUUGCAACCAUACAAUUGAAUCGUACUCGGAAGCUCUGAAGCAAUUGAUAGAAGGCACAAAGCAGCAGAUUACGAUUUUAAUCGAUUCGGUCGAUGGUCUUCAGGACUUGGAUGCGUUAGAGUGGCUACCACUUGAACUGUUGGACAAUGUGAAACUAGUUCUGACUGUAUCGUCCAGCUGCACCAGCCUGGAUCAGCUCGGAGCAGAUGAUGUGGUGCUGAAACGGCUGAAGGAGAAGAUUGCCGACGCGGAAUGUUUUCUGUACUUGAGUCCGUUCACCCAGGAACAAUGGGAGGAUGUGCUGUGUUUCGGAGGUGGGGCAAUUUACUCGGCAAAUGGCGCUCUACAGUUACCUGACAGUUGGAAGAAAUCAAACGAGAAAAUUUCGGUGCAGGCGAAGAUACUUUGGUGGCUUGCGUGGCUCGGAGUGACAGAGCUGGAUGAUACAUCUGUGUCACACAUUAGCGAGAAAGUGUUUGACAUUCUGGAGGAAAAGUUCACUAGCGUUAUCACUAGGUUUAUUGUGUCGGUGCUGCUAGCGGCGCGGGAAGGUCUACUCGAAACGGAGAUUAUUACGCUUAUUAGGAAUUCUAAUUUAGUUACAGGAUCCACCACAAAGUUAUGGACACAUUUUUGCUGGAAAAUGGGACCAUUAUUUCUGCACAACAAAAACAUUAUCGUUGUGGACAAAACGCUCAGAGAAGUAGCUAGGAAGCGAUACGAGAAGGACAUUCUAGAGGCGCACAAAACACUGUACGAUUACUUUGAGACGCAGCCAAACUGCUACAUCGAUAAGAAAGGAAAAGAUAAAAGCUUCAACAUCAGGAAAUUCAUAGAACUCCCAUACCACAAGUACAAGUUAGAAGCCAGUGCAGCAUCCUUUGCCUCCUCGUCUUUCCUCACCGAUCUGGGCUGGCUUCACGAGAAACUAACCGCUACCGGCUGUGUUCAUUUGUUGAAUGAUAUUUAUUUAGCGAACUUAACUGAAAAUAGUGGCGUUCAAGCUUUCGCCCAUUUGCUGGUGUUGAAAAAGUUUCUGGAGACUUACUACAAGGCUUUGAACUACGACGGUCAGCAGAUGAUUUCCUUAUUGAAUGUGUACAUUACGGCGGAAAUGAAGGCCGACGGGUCGAGCUUGGCUGAUAAUGCAGUGCUGAAAAAGUGGUGCAAUUUUAUUGAUUCCAGCCCGUUAACAUAUCUGCAGAAGCUGGAGUUCAGCGAACCAAACUUCGUAACGGAAGACGAGAAGAAGGAAAGCGGAAAUGAUAAAAUCUCCUCGGUGGGUUACGAUCUGAUAAUGAACUUAAACAUUGAUGGGUUCUUCGUAAUAUCGCUGAGCACUGAGAGGGAGGAGAUCUGCGUGUGGGAUGUUGCUAAGUGUUGUAAGGUGCGAACAUUGCUCGGAGUGCCACAGCCAUCGUCGAUUUGUCCAGUUGGAGAUAAUGGUGUGGCUGUUUUGUGCAGGAGAGAGAUUAGGAUCGUCGACCUCGAUGAAGGAAAGUUCAAGGUUACGUUGAAAGGUGUCAUGAAUCAGAAGAUGCCAUAUUUUGGUCUGCAUGAUGCGUCACACCUGGUAUGUCUGUCAAGAAAUCGGAUGUAUGUUAAUUUAAUGAACAUUGACUCUGGAGACUGCGUUACUACGUUUAAAGCUGGUGAAGAUAGGUUCCUUAAUUCUCUACUGGUGUCCGGCGAUGGCAGAAUUCUGGUGUGUGGCGAUGAAACGCAGAAACCGUUUCCAUUACUUGUUUGGCAUUUAUCGCAAAAGAAGCUGCUCUACGACCUCCGAAUACCCCAUCAUGACUUCAUCACAUCGCUGUCUGCCAUUACACACGAAGGAUCGUACGUUUGUGUAGUGGCCAAAGAGCUUGCAGAGCCCAGUCCGAAUUUCAUCGUGGUAUACGAUUUACAGAGCGGUACCUUGUUCAAGAAAUGGAAACCAUCGUGUAACACCGUUUCGCUAGCCAUUUCUCAGACCAACACGUGCGUCAUCGCUGGCUUGGAGGAUGCUCGAAUAUUGAUAUGGGACUUGGUAACAGGUAACUGCCGAUGCACACUGACUGGACACAGCGCACCGGUAACACUACUGAAGCUGGAUCCUUCGGGUAAAAUACUGCUGUCCGGAGAUAAAGAUGGGCGUGACAUGUCGAUCCGUUUGUGGGAGCUGGACAGUGGCAAAUCACUGGCCGUUUACACACCGCAAGAGAAGAUCACCACCUGCGAGAUCCUCAACGGUGGCCAGUACUUGGCGAUUGCACUCGAGAACAGAGCCAACAUCAUAACGCUGAAGCUGCGGGGCGGCGGCACCGUUUCCGAUCCGGAUAAAGCGAAGGAAGCAAUCGUAUACGGUAAACAGGAAAACUGCGGGAAAGUUUUCGAUUUGAAACAGUAACACGUUUAAGGUUGAUACUUUUUGUUUAUGGUUAUUUAUUGUUGAUAAUUGUAUGCGUUUUAUUAUUAUUUUUUGUCCUCUCAACAAUAGUUUGGGUGCGCCAUCGUGUAUGAUUUCGUAAUUAAGUAUGUUUCAAUUCUAACAAAUCAUCUCCAAAUCAAAAUCGUUCAAAUAUAUAGCGACGUAUCAAA
Armigeres subalbatus is the source of this 4677-nucleotide messenger RNA. RefSeq lists its product as uncharacterized. The record is from RefSeq and is a predicted model, not a curated record. The transcript has 16 exons. NCBI's taxonomy places the organism in Eukaryota, Metazoa, Arthropoda, Insecta, Diptera, Culicidae. Bases 461 to 4486 code for a protein of 1341 amino acids. Gene Ontology annotation, molecular function: ATP hydrolysis activity; protein binding.